AUGAAAAUUUAUGAAAGAGAGGUGAUAGUAAAGCAUAUUUUAUGUUACAUUCACAUCUCCACCCAACCCACCUUGAUUAUAAAUUUUGUCCCCUGUUUGAACUCUCCAUGGUCUUUUAUGAAACUGCAACUCUCUUCAUCCCCAUGUCUAACAGCUCCAAGGCUCUGCAAAUCCUCAAGAAAACAGUUCCGGGUGAAAGCUUCAGCUACUGGUUCAGAUGCUGAAGAUGCGAAGAUGACGAUCACUAAAGACAAAAACCGGUGGAAGAUCGAUUUCUCCGGCGAAAAACCGACGACACCAUUGCUGGACACCAUCAAUUUUCCGGCGCACAUGAAAAACCUCUCAACACAGGAUCUCGAACAGCUAGCGGCGGAGUUGAGAGUGGACAUCGUAUAUUCAGUGGCAAAAACCGGUGGCCAUUUAAGUUCAAGUUUAGGAGUUGUUGAAUUGGCUGUAGCUUUACACCACGUUUUCAACACCCCAGAUGACAGAAUCAUAUGGGAUGUAGGCCACCAGGCAUACCCACAUAAGAUUCUUACAGGAAGAAGGUCGAAGAUGAACACCAUAAGAAAAACUUCAGGACUUGCAGGUUUUCCAAAACGAGACGAGAGUGUUUAUGAUGCUUUUGGCGCCGGACAUAGCUCCACCAGCAUCUCCGCCGGCCUAGGUAUGGCUGUUGGAAGAGAUCUAUUGGGGAAGAACAACAAUGUGAUCUCUGUAAUUGGCGAUGGCGCCAUGACAGCUGGACAAGCAUACGAAGCCAUGAACAACGCAGGAUUCCUCGAUUCAAAUCUGAUCGUCGUGCUAAACGACAACAAACAAGUCUCUUUACCCACAGCCACAUUAGAUGGACCUGCAACACCUGUCGGAGCUCUUAGUAGCACUUUAGCUAAACUCCAAGCAAGUCCCAAAUUCCGUAAGCUUCGUGAAGCUGCAAAGAGUAUCACGAAGCAUAUCGGACCUCAAGCCCAUGAAGUUGCAGCGAAGGUGGAUGAGUAUGCGAGGGGUAUGAUUAGCGCUAGUGGGUCGACAUUGUUUGAGGAGCUCGGGUUAUACUAUAUUGGCCCAGUUGAUGGACACAAUGUUGAAGAUCUAGUCACCAUUUUUGAAAAAGUCAAGUCAAUGCCUGCACCUGGGCCUGUUCUUAUUCAUAUUGUCACCGAGAAAGGAAAGGGUUACCCUCCUGCAGAAGCCGCAGCCGACAGAAUGCACGGAGUGGUGAAGUUUGAUGUGGAAACGGGAAAGCAAUUUAAGACGAAAUCCCCGACACUUUCAUAUACGCAAUAUUUUGCGGAAGCUUUAAUAAAAGAAGCUGAGGUGGACAAUAAAGUGGUCGCGAUACAUGCAGCCAUGGGAGGGUUAGCAACCGAGGGUCUUAAGCCGUUUUGUGCUAUCUAUUCUUCGUUUUUACAACGGGGAUAUGAUCAAGUGGUGCAUGAUGUUGAUCUUCAAAAGUUACCGGUACGAUUUGCGAUGGAUAGAGCCGGAUUAGUGGGGGCAGAUGGGCCCACACAUUGUGGAGCAUUUGACAUUGCUUACAUGGCAUGUCUACCAAACAUGGUGGUGAUGGCUCCAUCAGAUGAAGCCGAGCUCAUAAACAUGGUUGCCACGGCUGCAGCCAUUGAUGACAGGCCAAGUUGCUUCAGAUUCCCGAGAGGAAAUGGCAUUGGUGUACCUCUUCCUCCUAACAACAAAGGAGUUCCCAUCGAGAUUGGUAAGGGGAGAAUACUAUUGGAAGGAACUAGAGUUGCGAUUUUGGGAUAUGGUUCGAUAAUCCAACAAUGUUUAGGUGCUGCUAGCUUGCUUCAAGACCAUAAAGUGUCUGUAACAGUUGCAGAUGCACGGUUUUGCAAACCGUUGGAUGCAGAGUUGAUCAAAAGAUUGGCCAAUGAACAUGAAAUCUUGCUUACAGUAGAGGAAGGCUCAAUUGGUGGAUUUGGAUCACAUGUUGCCCAUUUUCUGAGUUUGAAUGGCAUUUUAGAUGGAAAACUCAAGCUAAGAGCAAUGACUCUUCCUGAUAGAUACAUUGAUCAUGGAGCACCACAAGAUCAACUUGAAGAAGCUGGUCUUUCUUCAAAACACAUAUGUUCAACGGUUUUAUCACUUGUGGGAAAGCCUAAAGAAGCAUUUCAGUACAAGACAAUCAUGUAGACGAAGACCAAGAUCCAACUGUCUAAUUAAUUAUACAAAUAUGUUUCAGGUGUUUAGAGUUGAAAUCAGGAAACUGAGGGAUAGUAACAGUUUGUGCAUAUAUAUGUUGUUUUUCUCCUUUAAAAAUGUAGUAAUGUAUUACAUAAUUUCACCAACAAUAGAGGAUUGUGCAAGAUCAGUGAAAAUAUAUUUAGGGAAGAAAGAUGGGAGGGGAUUUUUCUAUAGUUAUUGUUGUUUUUGGGUUCUAAAAGAAUGGCCG
Molecule: messenger RNA, 2410 nt
Organism: Lactuca virosa
Lineage: Eukaryota; Viridiplantae; Streptophyta; Magnoliopsida; Asterales; Asteraceae
Source: the annotation of a GenBank genome assembly